This is a messenger RNA of Rubroshorea leprosula, 1914 nucleotides long. Lineage: Eukaryota; Viridiplantae; Streptophyta; Magnoliopsida; Malvales; Dipterocarpaceae. The record is from the annotation of a GenBank genome assembly.
AUAAGCUUAUCUUCGUUAUCAUUAACCCCUUUUCCAUUGAAGCAUGGAAAUGAUGAUCUACCUUCUUCAGAAUUCCAAAUCAUUUCUUCUGUUCUUCAUCACAAUUCUUGUACAUAAUUCCGGCUCCAUCAUUUGCCAGCCUACCUACAAUUAUCACAGUUGUUUAGGUGCAAAUUUUUCCUCAGCAAGUUUCUAUCAAUCUAACCUUCAGUCCCUGAUGGGUUCUCUAUUCUCUAAAUCUUCACUCAACAGCUUCUACACUGACUCUUUGAAUGAAACCUAUGGCUUGUUCCUCUGCAGAGGUGAUGUCAAUAGCACCACUUGCCAAACCUGUGUCAAAACAGCUACCCAGUCUCUUCCACAGCGGUGCCCUUCUUCUAAAGAAGCUGUUAUUUGGUUUGAUGAAUGCCUGUUGCACUACUCGGAUACCAACUUCUCUGGCAUAGUUGCAACUUCUCCUCAGGUGUUGAUGUGGAAUACACAAAAUCAAAACAAUUCUUUCUCUAAUGGGCAGAACUUUGGGGUGCUUGGUUUUGUAUAUACUCUGAUUGAUCAAGCUCAAAAAUCACAACUGCUGUUUAAAGCACAGGAAAAUGUGUCUGAGAAAAGAUAUGGCCUGGUUCAGUGUAGUAGAGAUCUCAAUGGCAGUUCAUCAGUGUUGGUAUUAGUUCUUGCCGGUUUCUUGUUAUUUUCAUCCUGUAGGAAGAAAGGACAGAAAGGAACAGAUGAAGAGAUUCUGUUAAGAAAUUCUCAAAGUUCAAGGCGCAGCCAUAUGAUGGAGGAAGGUAUAAAUGAAGUUAAUGAAGACCACAGUGGAGAGAUGAAUUUCUUUGGUUUAGCUGAAAUACAGGGUGCAACCAACAAUUUCUCUGAUGCAAAUAAGCUUGGAGAAGGAGGUUUUGGUCCUGUUUAUAAGGGGAAAAUGCCUAAUGGAAAGGAAGUAGCAGUCAAGAGGCUAUCAAUGGGAUCGAGUCAAGGUCUUCAAGAGUUCAAGAAUGAAGUGAAGUUAAUCAUUAAACUUCAACACAAAAAUCUUGUGAGGCUUUUGGGAUACUGCUUGGAGGAAGAUGAAAAGCUUCUUGUCUAUGAGUACAUGACCAAUACUAGCUUGGAUGCUUUUCUCUUUGAUUCAACAAAAUGCAAGCUGCUAGACUGGGAGACACGGGAAAAUAUCAUCAAUGGGACUGCAAAAGGCUUGCAGUAUCUGCAUGAGGACUCUAGGCUCAAAAUAAUUCAUAGGGAUUUGAAGGCAAGCAAUAUUCUAUUGGAUGAUGAGAUGAACCCCAAAAUAUCAGAUUUUGGCACUGCUAGAAUUUUUGGAGGCAAACAAAUGGAAGCCAACACUGAGAGAGUUGUUGGAACAUUUGGAUACAUGGCACCAGAAUAUGCACUAGAAGGGUUAUUUUCAGUGAAAUCAGAUGUCUAUAGCUUCGGAAUCCUUAUGCUAGAAAUAUUAAGUGGUAAAAAGAAUAGGGGAUUCUACCACUCAGAUUGUGGACAGAGCCUUCUAACAUAUGCAUGGAAGCUAUGGAAUGAAGGUAAAGCAGUGGAAUUGGUAGAUCCAAACAUUGUCAUUGACUGUCCACUCCACGAAGUUUUAAGAAGGGUGCAAAUUGCAUUGCUGUGCGUUCAGGACGACCCUGCACUUCGCCCCCCCAUGUCAGCUGUUGUUCUCAUGCUUGGUAGCAAGUCAGAAAACCUCCCCCAACCAUCAGCACGGCCAUUUUCUGCAACUAGAUUUACUGCACGGUCUGAUUAUUCUUCAACUAGUGGAGGAAGGACAGGAACAUCUGAUCAAUCUUCAACCUUUUCUACCUAGUUAAAAGAUCAAAUAUUCAGUCGGUCUUACAGGGUAGCUGGCAAUGAAAUUUGACCUUUUCCUUUUCUCCAUUAUAAUACAAAUACCCAUUUUCA